GCUCCGACCAUGGCUACCAAUGGUGGCCCUUCUGCUGCACCUGGUGGUGACAACCGAUCUGAUGAGGGCGGAGGCUCGAACAAUCUGAUAACGCAAAUGUUCCCCUCGAUUGUAGAGCUGAAUGUCGGCGGAGUUUUCUACACAACUUCACUUUCUACCCUCACUCGAAAUCCUGAUUGCCUUCUCGGCAAAAUGUUCACGGGGAAAUCAAAAAAUUUAGUUUUGCGUGACUCCAAAGGCAAGUUUUUUAUCGACCGGGAUGGUGUACUUUUUCGUUACAUUCUGGACUUUCUGAGAAACCAAAAGCUGGUCUUGCCUGAAAAUUUUAGUGAGAAGGAGAGGUUGAGAAACGAGGCCGUGUUCUUUGAAAUCAUUGACAUGCUCGAUGCCCUCGACGCCCGAAAAGUGGUCGUGCCCUUGGAUCCAUCCGUGGGUUCAGACGAACGUUCCGGCUGCAUUGUGGUCGGCUACAGAGGUUCUUUCGCAUUCGGCAGGGAGGGACUUGCUGAUGUCAAGUUUCGCAAGCUCACGCGUAUUCUGGUGUGUGGACGUGUGAGUUUGUGUCGCGAGGUAUUCGGAGACACUCUGAAUGAAUCCCGGGAUCCAGACAGGGGUCAAGUCGAUCGAUAUUCUGCACGAUUUUUUCUGAAGCAUAUGUUUUUGGAACAAGCUUUCGACAUGCUGAUUCAGGCGGGUUACCGCUGCUGUGGCUCUUGUGGAACAGGAACAUCCGGUGCACCGUCUGAAAAGAAACCUGGAGUGGACAAUGAAGAGGAACGCUGGAACCACUACAACGAAUUCGUCUGGACUAGAGUCUAAGCUGGAAUUGUAUCGUACUUAUUAAUUUUGAGGUGAUGGAGGUAAAACAUGGGUCACAGCGAGAUCGGUAAAGAAUGGGCAAAUACUACAACCGUUCGAUUUGCAAUCGAUUUGCAAAAAGUGAAAUACGUGGUUCA
This is a messenger RNA of Hyalella azteca, 956 nucleotides long. It is a transcript of the gene Ktl, whose product is annotated as BTB/POZ domain-containing protein KCTD12. Lineage: Eukaryota; Metazoa; Arthropoda; Malacostraca; Amphipoda; Hyalellidae. The record is from RefSeq and is a predicted model, not a curated record. Gene Ontology annotation, biological process: protein homooligomerization. The transcript has a single exon. The coding region runs from base 10 to 819 and encodes 269 amino acids.